AUGGCGAAGAAGAAGCAGCGUGGCCCCGGCGCAGGGGGUGCUGGCGCCGUCGCACCGGAGCAGAAUGGAGGCGGGCUCAGCCAACAACUCCUCUCCUGCGCUGUGAAGUCCGCACAGUGGCUGGCCGCCGCCCCCGGAAAGGGCGACGCCGCGGUGACAGAGCGCCUCCUCUCCGCGGUGAAGCCGAUCAUCUUCCUUCGCGCUGCCAAGUACGAGCUAGAUGCCCAAGCGUCCAAAGGUGGCGAGGCAAACGCACCCGGCAAGGCGCUCCCCGCACGGAAGCGGCGACUGGAAGAGACGUCCUCUCCGAAGGCGCCUUCAGGCGAGGAUGUGGAGCAGGCGGUGGAGGCAUUCAAGGCCCUGGCAGCGCAGCCAGAGCAGCUUCUUGCGCCAUCCUGCAAGCUUCUGCGUUCGGCCUUGCACCCGCUGGUGGAGGCCCACAAGCGUGAGGAGAAAGCCUCACCCGCGUUUCGAAUCACUUGCAUGCUGGGACAGAAGCGGCUUGGCGCCACCAUGAGGGGCCCCGCUGGCCAGAAGCACAACGUGUCCUUGGUGAGCUGCGAAGCCUCGAGGUACGUCCAACAUUCCCCUUUCCUCACAUCCUUCUUCUAA
This is a messenger RNA of Symbiodinium natans, 612 nucleotides long. NCBI's taxonomy places the organism in Eukaryota, Dinophyceae, Suessiales, Symbiodiniaceae. The record is from the annotation of a GenBank genome assembly.